UGGUGAGGUUUGAGUAUCUACAAUGGCUUCUCUACUGGAGCAGUCUGCUUCUUGCCGCCACAGUCGCGGCCGCCGGCCUCCCCUCCUCCCGCAUCAGCGGGGGCGAGAACGCUGACAUCGAGGACUACCCCUUCGUUCUUCAGCUCGACUUUCUCUCCACAUCUGGCAACAGCUGGUCGCAGUACGGCGGUGGUGUCCUGAUCAACAACUUCUACGCUAUCACCUCGGCGCACAAGUUCUUUGAAUCCUCCUUCGCUGGCGUGGAGACCGCUCGCGUCCGUGCCGGGUCCAGCCAACGCAACUCUGCCGGAGUUAUCUACGGAGUCAAUACCAUCUCCAUCCACCCCGACUACGCUGACGACGCCGAGCGUGACGCUGACAUCGCUGUUGUCCGUCUAGCCAGAGCCGUAGACUUCACUGACAAGAUUCAAGCUGGUAUCCUGUACACCGCUAACUCUGUCAUUCCUGACAACGCUGAGGUUACAGUCGUCGGAUGGGGCAACACCGGUUCUCUCGGCGCGUCUCCUUCUCGCCAGCUUCAGGCGCUGACCCUCAACCACAUCAACCAAGAGGUUUGCGAACAGCGUUACGGAUUCGGAGUCACCGAUAACAUGAUCUGCUACGGAAUCCUUGACACUGAAGAGCGUAAGAGCCCCUGCUUUGGAGAUGCUGGUGGCCCCGUCAUCUACAAAAAUGGUGAAUAUGACGGUGUCAUCGGUCUCAUCUCUUGGGGACAGAGCUGCGCCAACUCUUAUUUCCCAAGCGUCGGUACCUUCAUCCCCGCUGUCGUCGACUGGGUGCUUGCCGAGGCUUCGUAAAGACAUAUACCUGGGUGAAGUAAGGACUUAUUUGAAUCUGUCUUUACGUUUGGUAGAUUGAAAUAAAUAAGUGCUGAAUC
Molecule: messenger RNA, 898 nt
Organism: Plutella xylostella (diamondback moth)
Lineage: Eukaryota; Metazoa; Arthropoda; Insecta; Lepidoptera; Plutellidae
Product: trypsin, alkaline B-like
Biological process (GO): proteolysis
Molecular function (GO): serine-type endopeptidase activity
Source: RefSeq, marked provisional